Molecule: messenger RNA, 309 nt
Organism: Penicillium expansum
Lineage: Eukaryota; Fungi; Ascomycota; Eurotiomycetes; Eurotiales; Aspergillaceae
Exons: 2
Coding region: 1-309 (102 amino acids)
Source: RefSeq, a predicted model, not a curated record
AUGCAGUCAGGAGGACCAGAUUCCGAAGAACGGACAUACUUUGACUCUGGUGAUUUCGCUCUUUCUGCCGCUGAUCGCGAGACUGACAACGGCGCUAUUCAAACGGGCAGAGCCCAUCCUCAUCGGGAAAACAUUUCGCAUCCUUAUGCCUCUAUUCCAGCCUCUAGUAACGUUGACGAGGAUGCCAACCAGGAUACGUAUAGGAAAAGUGCGAGUAUUGAGAAGAGUCCUCUCCUUCACCAAACAGACAUUAAAGAUGAACUUACAAACAAGGAGGGACAGAAUGACCAUGACUCUCACGCAUGUUAA